Messenger RNA from Sus scrofa (pig), 5797 nucleotides. It is a transcript of the gene RASGEF1A, whose product is annotated as RasGEF domain family member 1A. Gene Ontology annotation, biological process: Ras protein signal transduction. Gene Ontology annotation, cellular component: plasma membrane. Lineage: Eukaryota; Metazoa; Chordata; Mammalia; Artiodactyla; Suidae. Gene Ontology annotation, molecular function: guanyl-nucleotide exchange factor activity. The record is from RefSeq and is a predicted model, not a curated record.
AACCCGCAACCUCAUGGUUCCUGGUCGGAUUCGUUAACCACUGCACCUUGAUGGGAACUCCUGCACUCACAUUUUAAUGCUCCAGUUCCGAGUGCCAGGCGUCGCUUAUACUCACUGCUCUUGAGCUAGAUGAGUCACAUGGCUCCACUCACUCUCACUAGGACCAGUGAUGACAAUUCUGCUCAGCCUGGCAAGUGGGGGUCCAGCUUGUAUGGUGCCAAGCAUUAUGACUACCAGUGUGGGGCUGCUGUUUGUACCUCGGGUAGGGCGGUCGGGGAAGGCCUCAGCCUCCCUCAUCUGAUGGAGGAGAGAGAGGAAGAUUAGUGGCAGUGGGAAUGGAGGGGCACAGCUGGAAAAGGUCACGCAGGGCUUUGAAAAGGCAGCCGCCUAUGUGUUCAGAGACCAACCUGGAGGCUGGUGUCAAGAGCAGAGCUGGUGAGGGUAAGAGGACAGUCUGGCUAGCACAAUAGCCCAGGGGCUCAGACCAGGGAGGGAGCAGUGGGGGAGGAGAGAAGGGCUGAUUGGACCCACUCUGAAGGUAAACCAAGAGGCCUCACCAUGGUGGAGAUGGGGUGCCAGUGAUGGAGAGGAGGCAGGCCGAUUCCAGGAAGGAGAGGCAGGAAAAAUGCAGCUGGAGCAGGAGGGGGUGGGCAGGAGGCAGGGUUUGCCAGAACUGAGGUGACAUCACCUGAUAGUGGGUGGGCAAUAUGGAGUUUGGGGAAGGUCUGGCUGGGGGUGCUAAUUUGGAGCCCCAGCUUUCUCCCUCCUGCGGGCCCCUGCCACCUCCUGGUCACACAACCUACACCUGUACCUGCUGGCUCAGGAGAGGCUGCCCCAGGCCCCACGCCUCCAUCUUGCUGGGUCCCCCUGCUGCUGGGGUCAGGGGGAGCUUCGUGUGAGCUCCACCAGGGGAGGCAAGGUGAGUUGAGGGAGCCACAGCAUUGUGUGUUGGCCUGGCUACUGUCUGAGGUUCAGGAGCACUGGGGACAGUACCACCUGUGGGUCUCAUACCCACCAAGUACAGGGACUACAGUGGUGCAAGGGAUUCUAGGGCUGGGCUGUCUGGGAGAGCUAUUUAGGGGAGAGAGUCACACAUUGGCUUUGGGAUGGGUAGGGUUUGACCUGAGAGAUGGAGUUGAGCUACCCGUGGAAGCUGCCUGCAACCUCUACACCUCUAGGCUCCUUGGGCCUUGCCCUUUAGGGAGCUGCUGGUCAGUGACCAAAAGAGAACUGGGUCUGAUGGGACUGUGGUUUCAGCCAGGAGACCUGUUUUAUCUCCCUGCUCUUUCAUCUCCUAAUCUGUUGGAAAACUCCAGCUCAUCCUUGAAAGCCCAUCUUAGAAUCACCUCUUCCAGGAUGCCCUCUCUGACUUCUCCCUACAGUUAGUUCCCCUACCCUCCUGCCCCCUCAGCACCCAGCAUAGACCCCUAAUACUGAGUUUCUCACACUGCACUGUGGUGUUACUUCUGCCUCUACUGGCAGACGUUGCUGUCCACAGGUUCUCCUGUUUCCAAGUGUGCCGCACAGGUCAGCAAGACCUCAGGGAUGUUUGUUGACUGAAUAAGUGAGAGAAGGAAGAAACAGACAUGAGGGCUGGAAUGGCCUAUGGAGACUACCUGGUUCUGUUUUCUUAUUUUACACCUGGGGAAAGUGAGGCCCACUGGGGCUGUGGUUUGCUGAAGUUCAGCCAGUGCGUCAGGGGUCAGAGCAGGAUACCUCUGCUAUGCUAGGUUCUGGGCUGCCUGGAACCCUGUGGGUUCCAGAACUAAGGGAUCCCAGAGGCAGACAGAUUGGAGGUGACAGGUGAUUGGCCAGAUGAGAGCAUGUGGACAAUGGCCUGGGGUUUCCGGAGGAAAGCAGCCUGGGGCCUCCACCUUGUCUCUUCACUUCUCUCCUCUCUGGAGCUCUGCAGCCCCCAAGGGCUCUGGCUGUAGCCUCACGGUCACUGGCCGACCAGUGGGGUUUCUCUGGCAAACCCAGUGCCCUGCGUCUCAGCCUCCAGUGGAAUAACCCCACCCUCACUGUCCCACUCACACCGCCUGCCUGCCUGGGGUCCAGCCCACGGCAUUUCCCAAAGGUCAGUGUGGCUGUCACAUGAGCCGCCACCUGCCCGUGGUGAGAGUGAGUCAGAGGACCUGGGUCUUCUUUAACCCUCAUGCAGUCACUGUUCCAGUGACACAAGUGGAAGCUGAGACGCUGAGGUCUAAAGCAGCACCCCGAGCAGAGCAGGAGGAGCCGACCUUCAUUCUGGGGCUGGCCGACCGCAAGCACCAGGGCCCUGGGCAACAUCCUUAGAAGAAGGAUGGGAGGUUCCUAGAGGUGCCUGCCCAACCCAGAGGGCAGAAUGGUGUGAUGUCGUGGGUGUGUGGCCAGGAAAGGAGGUUGUGGGCCACGUGGCUGACCUGGGUGGCAGGGCAGCCUUACGGGGGACAGCGUGUCCCUGAACAGUGGCUAGGAGACCUACAGAACUGAGAGGCCCCAGGCACCUGCUCGCACACACACCCGUCCCCCUUCGCCACCAAAUGAGCGUAAAGGCAGCACUCCAGGUGGACUGAGUCAGGCUGUCUUUGGCGGUGGGGACACCUAUACCCGGGGAAGAUAGAUAGGAAACUAUGCCCCAGACGUCCGUGGUCUUUGCCAGCAUACUCGGGCCCAGCUGUAGUGGACAGGGGCAGCCUGGCAUGGGGGAGCGAGGAGGUGGGGCCGGUGGCUCCGGGGACCUCAUCUUCCAAGAAGGACGCCUCAUCUCCGGGUCACUGGAGGCCUUGAUGGAGCACCUGGUCCCCACAGUGGACUAUUACCCUGAUAGGACGUACAUCUUCACGUUUCUCUUGAGCUCCCGGGUCUUCAUCCCCCCUCAUGACCUGCUGGCCCGCGUGGGGCAGAUCUGCCUGGAGCAGCGGCAGCAGCUGGAGGCCGGCUCUGAGAAGGCCAAGCUGAAGUCCUUCUCAGCCAAGAUCGUGCAGCUGCUGAAGGAGUGGACGGAGGCCUUCCCCUAUGACUUCCAGGACGAGAAGGCCAUGGCCGAACUGAAGGCCAUCACCCACCGGGUCACGCAGUGUGACGAGGAGAACGGCACAGUGAAGAAGGCCAUUUCCCAGAUGACACAGAGCCUGCUGCUGUCCCUGGCUGCCCGGAGCCAGCUUCAGGAACUGCGUGAGAAGCUCCGUUCGCCGGCCAUGGACAAAGGGCCCGUCCUCAAGGCCAAGCCGCCAGCUGCUCAGAAGGACAUCCUGGGCGUGUGCUGUGACCCCCUGGUGCUGGCCCAGCAGCUGACUCACAUCGAACUGGAGAGGGUCAGCAGCAUUCACCCGGAGGACCUGAUGCAGAUUGUCAGCCACAUGGACUCUCGGGACAAGCACAGGUGCCGAGGAGACCUGACGAAGACCUACAGCCUGGAGGCCUAUGACAACUGGUUCAACUGCCUCAGCAUGCUAGUGGCCACUGAGGUGUGCCGGGUGGUGAAAAAGAAGCACCGGACCCGCAUGCUGGAGUUCUUCAUCGAUGUGGCCCGAGAGUGCUUCAACAUCGGGAACUUCAACUCCAUGAUGGCCAUCAUCUCUGGCAUGAACCUCAGUCCUGUGGCAAGGCUGAAGAAAACGUGGUCCAAAGUCAAGACGGCCAAGUUCGACGUCCUAGAGCACCACAUGGACCCAUCCAGCAACUUCUGCAACUACCGCACAGCCCUGCAGGGGGCCACGCAGAGGUCCCAGAUGGCCAACAGCAGCCGUGAGAAGAUCGUCAUCCCUGUGUUCAACCUCUUCGUUAAGGACAUCUACUUCCUGCACAAAAUCCACACCAACCACCUGCCCAAUGGGCACAUUAACUUCAAGAAAUUUUGGGAGAUCUCCAGACAGAUCCAUGAGUUCAUGACAUGGACACAGGUAGAGUGUCCCUUCGAGAAGGACAAGAAGAUUCAAAGCUACCUGCUGACGGCUCCCAUCUACAGCGAGGAAGCUCUCUUCAUCGCCUCCUUUGAAAGUGAAGGUCCCGAGAACCACAUGGAAAAGGACAGCUGGAAGACCCUCAGGACCACGCUCCUUAACAGAGCCUGAAGGCACGGAUGCAGCCUGCAGACCUGGAUGAAGCACACCUAUGUACCGAGUUUUAAUCCUGAUCGAUAUGGGUUGAGAUGAGGAGGCCUCACUGGUUGGGGUCCAUUUUGUACAUACCUUUUAUGAAAAAAAGAAAAAAGGAAUUAUUUCAUGCAUCAACCUUUGGCACUUAAAAGUUUUUGUUUGUUUUUUUUUUUGGUUUAUUUUAAAUAACAGGGCAGGGCCCUGCUUUGGGGAGGGGUGGGGAAAGAGUAUCAUGGGGGAUGGCAUCCAUGAUAACAUCUUAUUCUAAUGAAAUGUAGAUUUUUAUUUUCUACUUUUGAUUAUUAACAUCUUACAAAAAAAAAUAUUUAAAAAACCCAACCAAAACCAACGUGAGCCCUGCCUACCUUCCAGCCAGUGUCUCUGAUGUCGGGGUUAGUGCCUUAGAGGGUCCUGGAGGGCCGGUCUCCCGCUCUGUCGUGGCCUGCAGCCAGCUCUGCCCUGGGCCACAAAGGCGCCUGCCCUCAAAGCCUAGGCCAGUGAGGUCCCGGCAUGAAGGACUAGGGUGGCCAGGAGGUCUCAUUUGCGUACUUCUGGAAGCGAACCUUGAACGCGGGCUUUCCAAAGUUUACAUUUUCAUGUUCCUUUAUCAGGGAUUUAUGGGGGUCAGGGGGGAGGGCAGGGGGAUACCUGGCAGCAUAUUUUCUGUUGGAAUUACGUCCGGCAAGUUAUUCUUCAACUACUUUUUGGGAAAAGAGGAAAUCUAAAAUAACGUAAGGAGGGGAGUCGUGGAAUUGUCGGUUUUCCAGGCUGUGACUGAAAGAGACUUAGCUGUAAUAAGGCGAAUACAAAGUACAGUUAAGGAUGGGGUUCAAGCUGGCUUUCAAUGUCCCCACUUCAAAGUGAAAAGAAGCACCUCACCAAUCAGGCUCCUCCCUCCUUCUGCGCAGGGGAGCGCCCCUGCUAGAAUCGGAGACAGAAACAUUAGCCAGUAUCCGCUGGAGCCCUCUCACCUAACACUGCCCAACAUUUGGAGGUUUUUUCCACACCCAAACGCGAGGGGUACACUCCGUUUUCUUUCUGACGCCCUGGCCCCUAAGAGGCCAGAAGCGGGCAGUCCACGCGAUGCGCUCCCCCUCGUGGCAGGGCUCUCAUUCCGUACCGAUUUGGAAUUACUCACCCUUGUUUCUCUCCGCACACCCGUCUUCUGCCAGCUGGGAGUCCUGGCUGAGGCCGGGGCAGCAAGUUGCUAAUUCCCAAACCUCCGAGGAGAGCUGGGGACGUGAAGGCGAAGCCUUAGGAGGGAGGUGGCUUUGUGAUCGCUGCUGAUGUCACCCUCGGCCCUGGGUGGAGCAAGGAUAUUCUUUACACUGUAUUGUCACAGUGUUUUUGCACUUUUCAGAUGUUCUAGAUAGUACAUAUUGUAUAUUGAUAGUACAUACUGCUUUGUUUAUGUAUUUGAGAUAAAGAAAGGUUUAAAACUUGAGAAUAUAUAUUUGGAAUACGAUGUUAGAUCCUUUUCUGUCCACGUGUUCAGGAGUUUUCCCAUCAGUGUGCACUUUGCUGGGUCAUCAGUUCUAGUCCCUACCUGACACAGUGUCCACAUUUGCUACUUUAUCUUCCCAAUUUGAUACACACCCUAACUGUGGCGUUUUGGUACCUCAAGAUGAACUCUGAGGAUAAAGCUGUACUAUAAUGCAGGAUGUCAGCUGUUGGUGUGACUGGACGUACUUGCAUCAAUAAAAGAACAUGUCACUCCC